Messenger RNA from Ctenopharyngodon idella (grass carp), 1914 nucleotides. RefSeq names its product microtubule-associated protein 10-like. NCBI's taxonomy places the organism in Eukaryota, Metazoa, Chordata, Actinopteri, Cypriniformes, Xenocyprididae. Gene Ontology annotation, molecular function: microtubule binding. Bases 112 to 1779 code for a protein of 555 amino acids. The record is from RefSeq and is a predicted model, not a curated record. Gene Ontology annotation, cellular component: mitotic spindle pole; centrosome; cytoplasmic microtubule. The transcript is spliced from 2 exons. Gene Ontology annotation, biological process: positive regulation of cytokinesis; mitotic spindle midzone assembly; cytoplasmic microtubule organization.
UCCUGAGACGAUAUCGUUGCUAGGUGAUGCGACUCACGCACACUCGCUUCCUGGUGCAGUUUCAUCUCCGUUAUAGAUAAUCUGUCCUUUAAGAUGAUUGUUUAUAUAUGAAUGCGCUGUGUUUUACUUCCACGGGGAAGGAACAUGUCAUCGACGCAAGAAACUCUCUUCUCGUUGGAACUGGUGAUCGAUUACGUCCGCUUCGACGGUUCGCGUGGCAGUGUUUUGGCUCCUGCAGUGGGUGUCCGCUUCUUAGAUUUCCCCACACUGCUCAUCUACCAAUCAGGACACGAGGAUGUUUCAUCUAAAUCAGGCUAUGCUGACCUGUGCGUAUCACCUGAGGCUUUAUCUCAACAAGAUAAUGGAGACAAUCUGAAGUAUUCCUUCCAUAAAGGCAAAUCCUGUCUUUUUAAGAUGAAUUUGGACUCGUUACACAACCAUCUACUGAACACUCCUCUUUACGCAAUGGUAUUGGAUGUAAAAGAUGAGAUUCCCAAACUUAUAGGAAGCUCCUUGAUAUCCCUGGCUAAAGUGACGGAGAGAAUUAAACUGGAUGUGGGUAAACAUGGUAUUGGCUCUCCAAGCGCUUAUGGAGAGAGACUGCUGACCUCAAUCUGCAAUCUGAUGGGGAAAAGCAUAGGUGCCAUUUCUCUGGCUUAUAAGAUUGUAAGUCUAGGAGCUCAUUUAAUCCCUCAUAUCCCAGAAAACAGAGUCUGUGAAGUCGGCGUGACCCGUGGAAAAGCAGAACAACACGAAUCAGUGCAUGCAAAAUGUGAGAUGCCAACAAAAGUGUCUGAGAAUCAUCCUGGUAAUGUUCUCUCACCACAAAUAAGCCUUGAUGGACAGUCAGCUGAUGUAGUGAUAUCAGAAGCAAAGCAGCCAGGGCUUCCGGCUGAACAGAGAGUCUCGUGGUGUGAAGGUGCACAGGAAUACACCGCAUUCUGCCCUCCACCUCUGUUUUACAGCUCCGGCCUGAAGAACCAACAGGAGAGGAAAAGCUUUACAGGGUUAAUUCCAGCAAUGGAGAGUCUUAAUAUAGAGGAUCCAGAAGAUGGAAAUAAUGAAGACAUGCAUGAUUUUCCAGAGAUAUCAGCUGUAAAGGCAGACAGAUCGAGCAAGCUAACUUCAACUCCAAGGUCACAGCAUGAAGAGACUGAUUCAGCUCCGCUUGGGAAUGUGAUCAGGCAGUUACCGCUGCUGAAUGCUUUACUAGUUGAACUAUCACAGCUGAACGGACAGACGCAGCAGCAGCCGUUAUCCAUCCAUCCUCACCUGGCGUGGUUGUACACAUCAGCACCUGGAGCAAAAACUGAGUAUCAGAAAACAAUCAAAGCUAGUCCUAAACAGAGACCCGGUCAAUGCAAGAUAAAAGGAGGUGUAAAAUCAGUAAAGAGUGCAAAGAAAAAUGAAGAAAAGUUGCAACCUAAGAGGACGCUUAAAUAUGGCUUGACAAAGUCUUUUUGUCUCAGACUCAAGCUGGUCAAACCAGGACUUGUCAAACGGCAUGAAUGCAUUGAAUACCAGAACAUAAAACAGGACCAGCCAACAAGACAGACGUCGUCUGACCAUAAACGUGUUCGUAAGUCAGUUUACAGAGGCGUCAACUUAGAUGAAACUGUUGAAACAUUAGUUAGCAGUUUUGAAAUGGACCCAGCACCAAUUAAAACUGCAUCAUCAAGAUCACAAACAAGUUUAAAUGAAAGUCUUGCGAAACAUGCUGCAGAGACGACGUUGGAUGAAAGAGACAAAAAAGUAGAGUUCAUAUUCCAAGUGCACUGAGUGACCGCAGUGAGCAGCAUUCAGAUCUGAACAAUCCUGGCGUCCAGAGUUUUAAAGAAAACAGCAGGGAAGAUAGUAGAGCAAGCAGCCGUCCUCGCAGGUCAAGCCUGAGUAAUGGCUCCUUCGAACAAGAAG